AUAGUUCCCGUCUUCUGCAGGACUAUAAAGUCAUCCUAUAGUUUUAUGUGGGAUGAUGUUGGCCAUAAGGAAUGGUCAUACGAUGUGCAUUAAAAUAACUUUAAGUGAUCAGUGAUCAUUUCCUGCUUCCUUUCAUUAGUCCUUUGUGUAGAAGAUGACAAACAUGCAGGUGAAAUAAACAGGCCUGAGGAGAAAGGGAAAGUUUUUGUAUGUUGUGUUACUGGUGCAGGUGCUCUGUUAUGUAUCUUGUUGUGUUUUUUAGUGCCAGCAUGUUAUUCAUGCAUUAAGGCACAUUCUGGCUUUGACCAGGAGAGCAACACCUUACCGUCACAAACACAGUACUCUACUAAAUGAAUGACCAGAAGUGGAGUGAACCACACAUCUCAUUUUACACUCAAACACCCCUCUGCCCCUCUCCCCCUUCUUCUCCCCCUACAGGGCUUCACUUCGUCCAGAGCCCCACCAACGUGACCUCCUCCCUGGGGAAGCGGGUGAGGCUGCAUUGCAACCUGCAGGGGCAGGGAGGGGAGGACAGCCCCCCGGACGUGGUCUGGUUUCAGGAGGACGUCAUGCUGGAGAUGGCCGACACCAAUCAGAUCCAGCUCCACGUGGACGAAGACACCUGGGUGGUCAUCAGCACACUCACUAUUGAGGAGGUGCAGCUCGUAGACAUGGGAGCGUACCGCUGUGCUGUUGUGGAUGGAGAGAAGGUCACACUGUCUUAUAAGGGACACAUUCAGCUUGAAGGCCUCCCUCAUUUCUCCGUGGAGCCCCUGCCCAUGUCGGUGGUGGCCAACGUGAGUGUGUCUCUGCUGUGUGUGGCCCACGGCCCCCCCCGAGCCCGUCCACAUCAUCUGGCUCCAGGACGGAGCCCCCCUCAACAGUCUGGACGACCCCAUGUCCAGAUCUCCCUCCUACCUCAACCUCACCGGUGAGGCAUUUUUCAGCUGUUUUUUGGCACAGGGAUGAUAUGUUUAACAGGUGUCUGUACUAUUUAAUGUAAGUACAUGUAGAUGUCCAAACUCCGAUUCUACCUUAAUCUCUCUGGUAGACUGCAUUUCGACUCUUGUUAGUUAAUGUGGUAAAGCACUACCAACUGCGAUAUGCAUACAUAAGCUUUUAUAAGCUUGUUCCAGAUGAUGUCCAUUAUCACGAUGGCUGCUUGGGUCUGCUGUGAGGCCAACUUGACAUGCUGCUCACAUUAAGUUAAUUGACCAGAAGCUAUUUUGUGACUCUUUCUUGCUUGAAAUGAUAUAGUUAAGACUAUUGCCAGAUGUAAGACGGACAGAAUGCUGGCUUUUCUGAAAUUGCACCAAUUUGCCCUCAGGCUGCUUCAGGCCAAACUGAUAUACUUGACUUGACUUGCAAGCCAAUAUGUGGCUUAAGGACGGGUGGUGAUUGGUGCUCAAUAUGGAGGAGAAUUGGGAUUUCACUCUUUGAUACAUUGAAGCAGUUAUUUUUUUAUUUAAAACCAUAGUGUCUGACAACAGUGCCUGGUGUUUUAAGAACUUCCCGAGUCAUCACAGUAAAUAUUUAUUUGAAUUAUUCUUUUGGGUCACACUUUUUGAACACCCAACGCUGUUUCUGUAAGAGUUAACCACAGUUAUCAUGGUUAGUUUCAUAAAAGUACUCGGUGUGACUCAAAGGAAACAAAUUUCCGAAUAAAAUCCUUGGUAUCUUUUCCAGAGUUCCAAGCACUUGCUAUUCCAUCCCUACGCCAUCCCCACCCCAC
Messenger RNA from Clupea harengus (Atlantic herring), 1732 nucleotides. It is a transcript of the gene axl, whose product is annotated as tyrosine-protein kinase receptor UFO-like. Bases 351 to 935 code for a protein of 194 amino acids. Gene Ontology annotation, molecular function: protein binding; ATP binding; transmembrane receptor protein tyrosine kinase activity. NCBI's taxonomy places the organism in Eukaryota, Metazoa, Chordata, Actinopteri, Clupeiformes, Clupeidae. The transcript is spliced from 3 exons. Gene Ontology annotation, cellular component: plasma membrane; signaling receptor complex. The record is from RefSeq and is a predicted model, not a curated record. Gene Ontology annotation, biological process: positive regulation of phosphatidylinositol 3-kinase/protein kinase B signal transduction; multicellular organism development; negative regulation of apoptotic process.